CUUAGGUGCCCAAGAAGUACUGCAUCUCAAUGUUCCUUGUUCAAACCACUGCCUACCUAGCACAAAAAAAAUGGUAACCGGGCAACCGCUGUAAUAGAAUAGAUCAAAUACAAUGCUUGUUUACACGUUGCCAUAGCAACCAAUCUGCUUGUUCCGCUGUCAUACUGCGAGGAUUAUGAAAACACAAAAUAAUAUCUGAACUUAACCUAAAACAGAUCAAUAAAGGGUAAUUUUAAGUGAGCACGCGAUGUCUGAGCUUAAGAUAGUAACACAAAACAGCAAAGAUGAAAUGAUUGAAAAGGAUAGAGAAGUUUCAAAUCAUGAAAAAAAUACAGUUUCAAGCUUGCAAUCCUUGAAGGUUGAAAGUAAAACCAAUAUAAAAACUAGUAAAAAUAAUAGCAAGUCCAGCAAAAUAACCAUCCAAAGUAAAAGCGAAGAACUAAAGACCGAAAAUGUCAUUGUUAGCUCAAAUAUUUCCUUACCUGAAAGUAAAACUAACAUAGCAAACACAGCAGAACAAAGUAAUAUAAAUACACCAAGACAUGAUUUAGAAACGAUUUCGGAAAAAUCAAGCAUAAGUAAGGAUAUUAAUGAGAAAAUUGACAAAUCUGAUAAAAAUGAUGCAAACGCAUCGGAAAAAAUUAUCAAAUCUGAUAAAAAUGAUGCAAACGCAUCAGAAAAAAAGAUUACUGAUGAAAAAAAUACAGUGAGUUCAGUAAAAAUAGUAUCCAUUGGAAAUAUUAAAGAAAAGUUGGAUGAAAGUAAAAAAACUACUUCAUUACUUACAAACAAAGACGCUCCCAUAAUUAGUAGCAACAAAGAUAUAAAUAGAAAGAGCGAAACCAAAGGUGAAACCAUAAGCUUGACUGAACUUUCGGAUAAAGAUGAUUCUUCUUCAGAAUCUUCAAAAAGUAUCGCUAUGGAACCAAGUCAAGAGAUUGAGUCAUCUCAAAAACAGAAAUCUCUUACGGAACCCUUACAGCCAGUACCUACCAUACCUGCACUUCCUAGUUUAUUGAUCGAUAGAGAAGACUACAUGCAGCAGUACAGAGAGUUGUCGAUGGAAAAACAUGUGCAGCAAAUCAAAAACAAUAUAUUACACAGAAAACUAGCUGAAUAUUAUAGGAAAAGGAAACUGGAUCAUGUGUUGAAGCCAAUGGAGGUAUCCCUGGACUUGGAAGAAAAAUACCACCAAAAACUUUUUGGUUAUGAGGAAUUAAAGAAUAAACAAGAGAAGGAUAACUUAGAUAUCGCUAGCAAACUGGACGCAGUGGAAAAAGAUUGUGAUGAACGUUUGAACGACGCACAAACAGCAUUCGAAGAGCUGAUCCACCAUGAGCGAACCACCGGGACAGGACUUAUUUAUUCCAACAAAGGAAAACCUAUAUCUGAAAAGACAGUAGAACGCUUCUUGAGCCUUCAGCAGAAGAAGGCAGAGCAGUGCUCUGCUCUCCGUCUUCGCUAUGUGAGAGCUAGAAAUGCUGUAUCUGAGUUACAAACUGCUGUGACUGAUUUAGAGAAAAUCGGUUCCGGACUGUAUGUAGCUCAGUAUGAGCAGCUGUGCAUAGAUCAUCAGAAUUUAGUUAGCAAGAUUGAAGAACGAGACGACGAGUUGAUAAAAAACCGUACCAGAUGCUCCGAACACAACCAAAUCUUGGCUCAUAUUCGAGAGAAGAUGCAUCACACUGACGAGGUCAUUGACUUUAGUGAGGGAGAUCUCGGAGAUACGGAGAUGGUACUUUUGCAGGCUCGAGAAGAACUUGGGACUAUUAAGAGUCUUCGAGACAAUCUGCGCUGGUCGCUUGAGAAUGAGGCGAGCAAGGCAGGUCUUCUGACUCGUAAGGACUUACUACGUGACUACCAAAACUCUAUUGAUGAGGUUUCCAUUUUGCGAGAAAAGAAAAUGUAUUUAGAAGAUUCAAUUUCACGGAUAAUUGAAAAAGUACGCAACAUUCGUAGGCAUAUGCUCGAAGAAUCUUACCGCUUACAGAAAAAUCGCACCCCUUCGGAAGACACUGAAGAAUUCUUCAAAUUGUAAGAAAUACAUAAAUAGGUCACACAAUUUCUACAACUUAAUAAUGCUAUGGGAACGCCGGACAAUAUUUAGGUAGGUUCUUUAUUUUAUUAAAUGUUAGCUUUUGUUUGAUUUGUUCUACAUAUGUUUGAAAUAAAAGUAUUGUUUAGAGUUAUA
This is a messenger RNA of Plutella xylostella (diamondback moth), 2191 nucleotides long. RefSeq lists its product as uncharacterized. Lineage: Eukaryota; Metazoa; Arthropoda; Insecta; Lepidoptera; Plutellidae. The record is from RefSeq and is a predicted model, not a curated record. Gene Ontology annotation, biological process: cilium assembly. Gene Ontology annotation, cellular component: axoneme; ciliary basal body.